AUGCCACCCAAGCGCUCUCUACCAGCCGGCAAAACCACCAAUAGCCCUUCCAAGUCCAAGAGAUCACGUCUAUCCAAUACAUCCACUACACCCCGCAAGAGAACCAAAGUUCAACGAUCUAUAUGGAAUUCGACAGAUGAUUGGGAUACCUUGAUCUCAGAAUCUCAAUUGUCAACUUCAUCCAUAUCCAUAAGACCCCCCAGAUUGAGAGAACUACCAACAUUAGUGAAAUGCUGUAGUGAGUCUAUAGCAAGGGGGUUCAAGAAAUUAUGGGAUGUCAGCGGUGAUGGGACUGGAGCCGAGUUUAAGGCUGCAUGGGGAUUCCUGCCCAAUCAUUUGAAAGAGGGGAUAAGGGAUUCAGUGUUCAGGUAUUGGGGAGGGUUCUUGACUGUCAAGAUCCUUGCAGAGGUAUUCCUUAUCCCACCUCAUUUGUACAUCCCCGGUGAACUUCUUCCUUCAAUCUCCUCAGCAGAACACGUCAAGUCCCUUAUCCCCUCUCCUGAACAAAGAGAGCAAUUCACCUCUCUCAGCUUGAAGCAUGCUUCCAAAGCUAGUGAUCUAGGUAUCUCAGCGAUCAUAUAUAAUCUACCGAAUCUUGAAUCGAUAAAUCUCAAAGGAUGUAGUCUGGCUGGAGAGAAGACUAUCAAGCAGAUCUUGGGACGAUGUAGUGGGUUGAAGGGAUUGAAUAUGAAAGGUACGAAAAUCACUGAGGGGGAAGUGAAGAAUUUGUUGGAUAGGUUUGGAAAACGGUUGGAAGUUUUUAAAGUGGAUUCAGUAUUUUUCGAAAAUAUCAACGAUACAUUCUCUUCUCAACCAUACCCAUCCCUCACUCACUUAUCUCUCCCAGGCGAUUUCCUCAACUCUCCUUCCAAAGAUUAUCGUCAUCGAUCCAAGAUCCUAUCCCAAUCCUUUGGAGGAUACCCACAACCUCGUCAGUCACAUCCGGAAAACAUCAUUCAGUGGUACAGCUUUCACAUUCACUUUCCUAAAUUAACUCAUCUGUAUUUACCUGGAUUACUUAUACCUGAAGAUACUCUUAUAAAUCUCUCUCCGGGCUUAAUCAGAUUGCAUUUAGGUGCAGGUGGACCACCUGUUCCUGUUGAAGUUCUGAAUCAUCUAUUGGAGAAGCAGAUGGAUACGUUGAGAUCGUUAAAAUUGGGUCAUAUCAAAUCGACAAAAUUACUAUCAUCAGGUAUACCUGAUUCUACCCCGUUUACGAGAUUAGGCAAGAUACUCAGUCGGUGCGAGAGGUUAGAAGAGUUUAGUAUGAAAGUGGAUCCUGGAGGGUCGAAAGACCCGAUGUGCGAGGCUUGUAUGGGUAGAUAUUCGGAUUUGAUAUUUCGUGAUGGUCUGAGUGGGAAUUGGAGAAAGAGCCUGAAGAAAUUGUCAUUGGUCAUACCUCAAUCUAUCGACUCAUCGAUCUUCUUUCCUUCUGAUUCACAUCAUGAAGAUGAGAGGUCUGUUACGAGUCCUCUAGAGCAACUGGAAUUGCCCUCAGCAAUCAUCGACGAUACUCAUACUUUCGCACUUGCCUUACAGGGAUUCCCCAAAUUGAGAUCAUUAGAUUUAUCAGGAACUACUAUAACAGAUGAGGACAUGGAAAUUAUUCUGCAAGGUUGUAAACUGUUAUCGAGGAUUGAUUUGACUAGUUGUAGAGGUAUAAACGUUAGACAUCGACGGAAUAUCUUCAGGGCGUACGAGCACAACUAA
Messenger RNA from Kwoniella mangroviensis CBS 8507, 1710 nucleotides. RefSeq lists its product as uncharacterized. Lineage: Eukaryota; Fungi; Basidiomycota; Tremellomycetes; Tremellales; Cryptococcaceae. Gene Ontology annotation, biological process: SCF-dependent proteasomal ubiquitin-dependent protein catabolic process. Gene Ontology annotation, cellular component: SCF ubiquitin ligase complex. Bases 1 to 1710 code for a protein of 569 amino acids. The transcript has 6 exons. The record is from RefSeq and is a predicted model, not a curated record.